Messenger RNA from Drepanopeziza brunnea f. sp. 'multigermtubi' MB_m1, 765 nucleotides. The record is from RefSeq and is a predicted model, not a curated record. Lineage: Eukaryota; Fungi; Ascomycota; Leotiomycetes; Helotiales; Drepanopezizaceae.
AUGACCGACGAGAAAGGAACGGAAGAGAUUAGCAGAAAGAUCGAGGCUACGGGUAUAAAGAAGGACUUCGGAUUCGGAAAUGAGCUUUUUAAAGACCUUAAAAAAGGACGGACUACCGGCAACUAUAUCGGUAAUCCUUUAUCGAUUAGACUAUUAGCUAAGCAAAGCAUACUUGCGUAUAGCACUUUAAGCGCUUUUGAUAAUAACGGUAACGAUUUCCUUAAGCUAAGAGCAGCAGACCUUUAUCUAAAAGCAAAAGAGUUGGUUUUCCGAUACGAGUUGACUUCCGACGAUUAUUUAGCGGCGUUUUUUAUUAUGCUUACGAAGGAAGCGAUUACCUUUUAUUAUAAUUACGUAAUCAAAGCUCGGCUUCUUACGUUUAAAGCGAACGCUAUUGCAGUGAAAGACCACUUCGAGAUUGACUAUCGGCGCGAGUGCUUUAAGAAGCUCGUUAAGGAGCUCAAAGGCAUUCAAGGCUCUUUACGACCAAGUUUAAAAGAUAAUCGGAGCCUUGCUAACAAGCUGUAUUUAGCUUAUAAAAACGUGCUAGAGACUACGAUUGUACGAAUGAACCUUGCUUUUACUUUUAUUGCGGCAGUUGCUGACAUCCGUCGAGCAAUUGCCUUUGCAAUUGAGACCUCUCGACCUUCCGCUAAAGCGAGUAAAGCUUACACGAGCUUUAGCGAGCUACACGAUCACACUUGCUCUCAGCACGCUUUAAAGGCUGACUCCGAUUUGGACGAAGAAUACGAAUGCUUUAUUUAA